Molecule: messenger RNA, 620 nt
Organism: Cylicocyclus nassatus
Lineage: Eukaryota; Metazoa; Nematoda; Chromadorea; Rhabditida; Strongylidae
Source: the annotation of a GenBank genome assembly
CUCAUCUCCUGGUCACCAUAGUCGCUCGUCGGUGCUUCUGACUGGUAGCAUCCGAACGGGUUUCCGUAUUUCGAAAAUAUUCGAAAGGGACCAUCGAGAUGAUGACUUUGCCUCUGCUGGUGCUGCUCUGUGCAGCCGUCUGUGCCAUGGCCGCCGAGGAUUCAGCCGAACCACAACGACGAUUUCGACUAGUCAACAGUUUUGAGUCGGGACUACGUCGACCUGAUAGCAUCUACUUCAGGAAAAGAGGAAGUGGCUUCUCGGGCUUCGGAAGGUUGGCUGAGAAGAGGAGAGUACGUGAGCUGUUCGGGAAACGAUCUGCACCUGCCUACGACGCUUCAGAAGACUAUAUGUCCGACUCACCUGAUGACCAAUAUCAAUCGAUAUACGAUCUGAUGCAAAUGCAUCGUGAACGACGUGGACGAGCACGAGAACUUUUCGGCUAAGCAUGCAGUGCCAUCAUAAUCAAUAUAUCGAUCGAUGGGAAAUGAGUCAGUGAGAGGUUAAGAGUACUGUAGUUCGCUUCACUUACGAUCUCGCAAAGUGCUGUAUAUUUUUCUACUAAUAUGAUCUAAUCGACCCUGUAUGUGCGUGCCCGGUAUGAUAAAUAUAAGACGUUG